Alternaria arbusti is the source of this 1089-nucleotide messenger RNA. RefSeq lists its product as uncharacterized. Bases 1 to 1089 code for a protein of 362 amino acids. The record is from RefSeq and is a predicted model, not a curated record. The transcript has a single exon. Lineage: Eukaryota; Fungi; Ascomycota; Dothideomycetes; Pleosporales; Pleosporaceae.
AUGUCCAUGUACUCUACGGGAGGCAAUAGCGGUCUUUAUGCACGCCCCAUGCCAAAUCAGCAGUAUUCGCAACUCGAUUCAAAGCCGGCCUAUUCUUCAGCAUGGACUCUACCUUAUUCAGAAGACACGUCGCCGGUUGACGCCUACCCUCUCGAUCAGCCACCCGCAUAUCUACCACAGUCUACAGCAAUCGCAAAUACAAACAUGUACGCACCUGCCUAUCGCUGGACUCAGCCAACUGCGAAGUCUUUGCAGCAAGGAAGCACAUACUUUGAUCAGGACUUACAAUUCGGUCAUCCAAAUGGUCAACUAGCCACACCUUCGGACGUAUCGCCUCUGAAUACCGGAAUGUCUUCUCUGCAAUUGACUAUCCCUGAGAGACCCCAUCCACGACAACCUCUCCCUAUGGAUUCCAGUGUGCCUAGGAGACAACUACCAAUGCCACAACCGAGCCCGGCUCAGAGCAGUCAUGUUGUAGACCAGAUGCAAGAUGCUCGUCUCCGCUCGGCCCAGGCUAUUGGCACUUCGGGCAUGGACGGUAGAGGCUCUUUCGCGAAAUCCUUACUACCGUGGACUACCGACAGCGAGAGUCACGCCAACGCAUCCGGGGCGGCAUCUGCAGAUGCCUUUACGCAACUAAUAUCCCCGGUCAUGCCAGACAACGCGGAGAGCAGGAUGAGCUACAUGCCAAAUACAACGUCGACCGCGGACGAUGCGACUGCAACCACCGCUGCUUCUCAGCUAGAGCUGAACUUCAGUACAUCUGGUCUUCUCGAAGGCAUGAGUGCGCCAGCUCCAGCGACAAACUACUCCUACGUCCGUGAGACACGCCCAAUGACACGACCAGCCUCACAGACGAAUCUAUACAGCUACAGCCCUGACUCGUCGUCAAAGCGGAACUCGCUGAGUGGCGAGUCAUCGAGCGAUUGCACACUUGUCAGUGGUCAUCGCUACACACCUCUCAGCCACAGCCAAACACGAAGCUCCCCAGGAAAUCGCAGCUUGCAUCGCGAGUCGUGCCAGAAUCGGAACAUGCAGCCUGUGCAGCUCCACCGCACCUCGAUGGGAAACCUCAACAGCACUUACUGA